AUGGGGGCUUAUAAAUAUAUUCAAGAGCUUUAUAGAAAAAAACAGAGUGAUGUUAUGCGAUAUUUGCUUCGUAUAAGAUGCUGGCAAUAUAGACAAAUGACAAAACUUCACAGAGCUCCUAGACCUUCUCGUCCAGAUAAAGCUCGAAGACUUGGUUACAGAGCUAAGCAAGGUUAUGUAAUUUUCCGCGUUCGAGUACGAAGAGGAGGAAGAAAACGUCCUGUACCAAAGGGUGCUACUUAUGGUAAACCCAAAAGUCAUGGAGUUAAUCAAUUGAAACCUACCAGAGGUCUUCAAUCUGUGGCUGAGGAAAGAGUCGGUAGAAGGUGUGGUGGCUUAAGAGUAUUAAAUUCAUAUUGGGUCGCCCAAGAUUCUACAUAUAAAUACUAUGAAGUUAUUUUGGUUGAUCCCGCUCACAAAGCCAUUCGUCGCGAUGCUAAAGCUAACUGGAUAUGCAAUGCUGUUCACAAACACCGUGAAUUGCGGGGUAAAACAUCAGCUGGUAGAAAAUCACGUGGCCUUGGAAAAGGUCAUUUGUACUCUCAAACAAUUGGUGGCUCUAGAAAGGCUGCUUGGAGAAGGAGAAACACUCUUCAACUUAGAAGAAAACGAUGA
Messenger RNA from Pediculus humanus corporis (human body louse), 615 nucleotides. Its product is annotated as 60S ribosomal protein L15, putative. The coding region runs from base 1 to 615 and encodes 204 amino acids. NCBI's taxonomy places the organism in Eukaryota, Metazoa, Arthropoda, Insecta, Psocodea, Pediculidae. The transcript has 3 exons. The record is from RefSeq and is a predicted model, not a curated record. Gene Ontology annotation, molecular function: structural constituent of ribosome; RNA binding. Gene Ontology annotation, biological process: cytoplasmic translation. Gene Ontology annotation, cellular component: cytosolic large ribosomal subunit; ribosome.